UUUUUGAUGGAAUAAGUGUGCAUUGGAAUGGAAUGUCCUUGAUGACACUCUCACUUAGAGAAUAGCUUACUCUCCUUUUAAGAAAAGUAAAUUAUUAAUUCUGGAUAUUUCCCCUACAGUUGGUUGUCUUUUGUGCCAUUGAAUGACCAUUUCUUUUUUCUUUUCUUGGAUAAUUAUACUUGUAUUUAAACCUGGAUUGGACAUAGAUGAGUUCUAUUUAAGCAGUGCUUGUUAUGCCAGAAAAGGACAUUGGACUUGGGGGAACUCAUGCUGGGUCUAGAUUGAUAUCCACAAACUCCAGAGACUCCUGUACCCUCCGUCAUAGUGCCUGCCCUUUCUAACCAACUAUUGACUUCUAAACUAAUCCCAAGGAUUUUUUUUUUUUUUCUUUUUAUUCCUCUGGUGCUAUAAACUGAGCAAAAAUAUUACCUUGAGAGAAGUCCAAGAAGCAGUAGGUUUCAUCUUCCCUCAGUCUGCCCGGCUUUUGGUGAGUUUGGGAGUGUUGACAGUCUUGAGCCUUCUUGGCAAAGUCAGGGUCAGAAAGAGAAUCCCUUGGGCAGGGGUCCAGAUUCUUACUUGCCUGGUUAGGGAGAAUUCAGUUUUGGUUGGCUGGCUGACUGGCAGGACACACUUAAUCACUGAGACCCAGUAUUUCAGCAGUUUGUAGAGGAAAGUGAUAUGAAGGAACAGCUGCAAGUAAGCCACAACCUGGAUCUGAGAAGAUCAAGCACUCACUUCACUUGAAGGAAAGAGAGAAGGAAGGAAACCUAGGGCUUAGCAGGUUCCCAGGUAUCAUUGGACAGGUCAUGGCUCCACGCUUACGGCAACGGAGGCACAAGAAAUCCCCAACAGUGGCUCCCGUGGUUGUGAUCCCUCCCACAGUUGUGACUCCUCUGCCUCUGACUCUCUCAAAACCUGGCCCUAGCAUUGAUGCACAUGGCUUCUUCUCCUUGGACAGUAAUGUUCCUGGUCUGUCCCAGCUGAUCCUUCAAAAGCUGAACAUGAAAAGUUAUGAAGAAUACAAGUUGGUGAUAGAUGGGGGUAUCCCUGUAUCAGGCUUUGGAUUUCAAUGUCCUCAAGAAAUGUUCCAGAGGAUGGAGGACACAUUCCGAUUCUGUGCUCACUGUAGAGCACUCCCUAGUAACCUUUCAGACUCCAAAGUUCUUCGGCACUGUAAGAGGUGCAGAAAUGUCUAUUACUGUGGCCCAGAGUGCCAGAGGUCAGAUUGGCCAGUACACAGGAAGGUUUGUCAAGAGCUUCGUCUUGUGGCUGUGGAUCGUCUCAUGGAAUGGCUUCUGGCCACAGGUGAUUUUGUCCUACCCUCAGGACCUUGGCCAUGGCCGGCUGAAGAUGUACAGGACUGGAAUACCUGGUUUUCUAUGAGGGGGUUGCAGAUAGAUGCUACACUGAAUGCUAUACUAGGCAGUCAUGCUAUGACCUCCUUAUGGGCCAGUGUAGGAAGGCCGAGGCCAGACCCAGAUGACUUGAAGGGCUCUUUGAGGCGACUCCUGACAGAUGUUCUGUCACGGCCUUUGACUCUGGGCCUAGGGUUUAGGGUCCUAGGGAUAGAUGUUCGGAAGACUGGAGGAAGUGCAGUGCAUGUGGUUGGUGCGUCCCACGUGGAGACAUUUCUCACUCGUUCUGGGGACUAUGAUGAGCUUGGCUAUAUGUUUUCUGGACACCUUGGCCUCCAUGUGAUCAUGGUGGGUGUAGAUGUGUCUGCUGACUUUUUACACAGCACCUCAGCUUCACCUCUGGAACCUGGCACAAUUCAGCUUAGUGGCCACAGGAGCCUCUAUCAUGACUUCUGGGAAGAGCAGAUAGAGACUGGGAAGAUAGCCUAUCCAGAUAUGGUGGUGGCAUUCCAUCCAGGUUUCCAUGCAUCCCUGAACUUGAUGGAAGCUUGGCUGCCCACCCUGCUGCUACUUCGUGACUAUAAGAUCCCUACAUUGAUUACUGUUUACAGCCAUCAGGAAUUGGCAGCCUCUUUGCAGAUUUUGGUGAACCUUGAUAUACACGUCACUGCAUAUGGAGCUAACCCUUUCACAUCCCUCAAACCUGAACAGGUCUAUUCCAACCCCAACAAGCAGCCAGUAUACUGCAGUGCCUACUACAUCAUGUUUCUUGGAAGCUCCUGCCCGCUAGAGAGACAAUUAGAAGAGAAAGUGGAUGGUGUGGCUUAAAUAACUGAGCCAAAUCUUAACUGGACAUCCGGAAAGUAGGGAAGUUAUAAUGAAAUUACCUUGAUGAUGCCAAAUUAUUGCCAACUUUAAAAUAUACUUACUGUAUUCUAAGCCCUAUUCACUGCCUAGGUACAGAUUGUAGACUGAAUAAGAGCUCUACUACUUAUCUAACAGUUUGGGCUAGAAAAUGGAGAUGUCAAUAACUUGAAAGUCAUGUAAGAAUGGGAAAAUUGGGCUGGGGAUGUGGCUCAAGCGGUAGCGUACUCGCCUGGCAUGCUUGGGGCCCGGGUUCCAUCCUCA
Marmota flaviventris (yellow-bellied marmot) is the source of this 2483-nucleotide messenger RNA. NCBI's taxonomy places the organism in Eukaryota, Metazoa, Chordata, Mammalia, Rodentia, Sciuridae. The record is from RefSeq and is a predicted model, not a curated record.